AUGGAUCAUCUUGUUGGUCUUGAACGACCAGAAUUUGGUCGAUAUGUUGCAAAAAUUAAUGCAUCAAUUUAUAUGUCAGAAAUUUCUAAACAACUAUUAAGUACGAUGGCACCUUAUCGACAUUUAAUACCAUAUUUCAAAACAGUUCCUAUUGAUCAACCAUUUGCAUUAACAAUUCAAUCAAAUGAUCCUGUACAAGCAAAGUUAAAAGAAGGAUCAGCUAAUGAAAGUUUAAAAAGUACAUUAUCAUCACAUGCACAGAAUGUAGGUGAAACAAUACUAGUUACAUGUUUUGGUUCAGGUCAUUGUCCUGGUUCAGUUAUGGUUUGGAUUGAAGGUGAACAUGGAAAUGUUUUAUUUACAGGAGAUUUUCGUCUUUAUCGUGGACAAUCGAAACGUAUAACACAUUUACAUCGACGACGAACUGAUAGUGAUAAUAAAGAUGAAACAUAUAUAUUUAAACCAAUUAAUAAUCUUUAUAUUGAUAUGACAUUUUUUCGUCCAGAUAUUUUACAUAUACCAACAAGAGAAGUUAGUUGUGAAGCACUUAUUUUAUGGAUCAAAGGUUUAGUUGCUGACAAAUCCAAUACAGCUAAUAUUUAUUUUAAAACAAGCGCUCGUGUCGGUUAUGAACAGAUAUAUCGAGCUUUAUACGAUGCUUUAGGAAUGCGUAUUCAUGUUGAACAAGGUCAAUAUGAUUUUUAUUCUUGUUUACCAAUAAUACAAGAAUGUUUAACAACUGAUCCAAAUACAACACGUUUACAUGCAUGUCGUACAUCAGCAUCAAAUUUUGCACAACCUUGUUCCUUUUUUCGUAAUUGUGAUAAACCUAUACGUGUAUUAUUAUCUAUUAUGUGGUUUACUGAUCAAAUAGCUGCUGGCGAAUUAUUAGUUGAAUAUCAUAAAUAUCAUUCAAAUUUUGAACAAAGUGUCUCAACAUCUAAUAAACGUUUUUUUAUUGGUUUUCAAGAUUAUGGUGGUGACGCAAUUGAUGUAUCAUAUUCUGAUAAAUAUUUAAGUUAUCGUUUAUGUUAUUCACUCCAUUCAUCAUUUUCUGAAAUAGCUGAUGUAUUAAAAACAUUAAAACCCAAACGUGUUACCCCAAUCGCAGCACCAUUUACAUCUCAAAUGACACCAAAACGUCUUUUUCAAAUUAUUGAUCAUUAUAUCCAAGAUCCUAAAUCGAAUACAAAAACAACAACUAUGAUAACAACAAUGAAAUUAAAUGAAAAAAUACAACGAAAACCAAUCAAUCAAAAAUUACAAAUCAAACAUCGUUAUGAAUCAUUUCAAACAAAAUCCGAAAGAAAACGAAAAAGGAAAUUAAUGAAAGAACAACAACAAAGAAAAGAUGAUAAUGAUGAUUUAGAUUUAGAUAUUGAUAAUGAUACAGAAAAAUUACUUUUACAACGUGUUAAUUCAUUGAAAGAAGUUAAUACAAAAAAAAUUAGCACAAAUGAUUCAAAACUAAUAAUUCGAUCAAUUUCAUUGCAAUUACCAAAAAUUCAAGAUGAAAAAUUAAAAUUCGAAAGUGAUUCACAAGUUCAAACAUCGAUUGAACCGAAAUUUGAAGAAAAUUUGCAAUCAAGUCAGAUCAAAUCCGAAGAAAUACCUGAUUUAUUAUUAACAAAAGAUAUUCUUCCAAUUUCAAUAGAUCAUCCUAUUGAAUUAUUAUGUACAGCUAGUAACCGUGAACGUACAUUGUCAGAUGCAUCAUCAGAUACAGUUGAUUACGAUUUUGAUAGUGAAACAUGUACAGCAUUUGUAUCAAAUUCUAUUGAUAAUUAA
Messenger RNA from Adineta steineri, 1788 nucleotides. NCBI's taxonomy places the organism in Eukaryota, Metazoa, Rotifera, Eurotatoria, Adinetida, Adinetidae. The record is from the annotation of a GenBank genome assembly.